This is a messenger RNA of Moneuplotes crassus, 3486 nucleotides long. The record is from the annotation of a GenBank genome assembly. NCBI's taxonomy places the organism in Eukaryota, Ciliophora, Spirotrichea, Euplotida, Euplotidae.
GCUUAUUCAUCGUUGAUUUUAGAAAUAAGAGACUAAGAGUUCCUAUAUGAAUUCCAGAGAUUCCUUAUCAACUGAUAGAUUAAAUAAAAAGAGAAAGCAACUUAAUGAAAUGAGCACUGGGAAAAAUAGAGGGCUCAAUAUGAGCCCUGAUAUCGAAAGAAGCAGUUUGGUGACCCAUAACAAGCUGUUUAAUGAUACUACUGCUGAAUCAUUUAAUAUACACGGCCAAUCUUCAACAAUUACCUCUCCUGUUGGGAAGAGUCGUCAGGAUGGAGAAAAUUCUCGGAUCAAAUUUCAAGCUAAAAUGAACACUAGUAGUGCAAUGAUGCUGAUGAAUAACCUCAAUUCCAUAACGCUAGAUACUUCAAAGAAGUCAGUAAAAGCUAGCCAGAGCCACAAGAAGUUUAGCUUUACCAGCAGUGUGGAAGAAACUGGUGAGCCGAUAGAUACUUCCUCAGCGACCAUCAAUCCGAAGGUAAUGGAGACCUGGCUGAAUGAUAUACUUCAGGAGUCCAAAGAUAUAGGAUUGAAGAGCUCCUUCCUAAAGCAUGAUAAGCAAAAGCCUAUCAAUCAGUAUGGAAUCGAUCGCCAGAGCUUACUAAAACUUGGGCUUAGUAAGACUCUUGUGAACCGGAUCUACAGAGGAUUAUUCGUAUAUAGUGUUGGUUUCUUUGAGUUGCUCAAAAAGUGAUCUGUUGAGUCCAGUUCCAAGAGCAACCUUAUGGCAACAAUCUGGAGAGUGUAUGCUAUCCUCCUUGAGUUCUGUUGUAAAACUGACUACGAUUUAAUGAUUUCAGAAAUUACAAGAGUAUCUAGGGAAGAAAUAUCCGAUCUCAAAGCCAAGCUUGAGAAGCUCACUACCGAUUUCUCCGAAAAAGAGGCAAAAAUAAUUGAGAAAUAUGACGAAUUACGGUCCCAAACAGAGACAGCAGAGAAGAAAACUCAGAGUUACGUAAUCCAUAUUGAAAAACUUAACGAAUAUAUUGAAGAACUUCGGAAGAGAAAUGAGGAUGAAAUCAGCAUACGGAAGCAAUUUGAAGCUAAACUGAAUGAACUACAUUCCUUCGGUCGGGACCACGAUGUCAAAUACUAUAGAGCUCUAGAAGAAAUUGAUGAGCAUAUUCAAAAGUAUCAAAUUACUGAAAAGGAGCUAAAGGAUUUAGAGCAGCAAACCCUUGUGCUUAAUAAAGAGAAAAUUGCUCUUGAAACCAAGUUGGCUGAUUUAGAGACCAAAUGUAAUACUCUCUCUAAUGAAAAUCUUGGCAUAAACAGAGCACUCAACAAAGUAAACCUGAAGAAAGCUGAGCUUGAGGAUACCAAUAAAAAGCUCAAACGAGAAUAUGCUAAUACAGUAAAGGAUCUGAAGAAUGUCAGCUUCAAGCAGAAUAUUGAUGAGAUGAAGAACCAGAAAUUAGCCGGAGAUAUCGCUGAACUCACAGAGAAAUAUGAGAAACGUAACAAAGCAGCUGAAGGCCAUGAGGCAAGGAUUGAUGAAUUAGAAGUCCAACUUGCUAAAGAAACUAAAAGCAAGCAGUAUUUUGAGAGAGAAUACAAAAGCAUAAAAAGCCAUGAGGAAGAAUAUACAGCGAAAAAUAUAGCCUUGCUAGAUGAGAUGGAUCGUAUGACAUACGAGAAUACAUCUAUAAAGGAGAAAUCUGAAGCUAUUCAGACUAGAUAUGAUCAGCAUGAGAAACAACUACAAGACCUGACCAAGAGUUACUCUGUUUUAAACCGUACACUCAAGAAAGUAAACGAGGAGAGGAAGAAGCUUUAUGAAGAUGCCGUCCGUAGUGAAAAGCUGGCUACUAAAUACGAGGCAGAGCUAGCCUCUACCAAAGAAAUACUUGAGGAAGAAAAGAUUAACUUCAAUAAAAUAAACACAAGAUUCUCAGAUAUGGAGCUGGAAUACGAAAAUACGGAGGUCUCUAAGAACAAGGCUAUCCGAGAAAUUGAGAUUGAAAAAGAAGUUAUCGAACACAAGCUGGAGAAAUCCCUCGAACUUAAGGACAAAUACAGCCGUGACAUCCAGGAUUGGGUCAAGAGGUAUGAAGAAGAAUACCAGAGUCACAUAUAAAAACUUUAAAUCUGCUGAAUAACUCCAAGGUAAAGAUCAAAGAUGUUGAAUGCGAAAAGAUGCGGCUUGUUUCAGACAUAAAAGAGUUAGACAAGAUGAAUAAGAAGCAGAUAAAAAUCUUAAAGGAAAAAGAGCAAGUCCAGAGCGACAUAUCAAAGGAAAAUGAGAAGUUGAGGAUACAUAACAGAGCUUGUGAGGAGAACAUUAAAAAUAUGGCCCAUCAUCAUAAGGAAUACAUCACUAGGCUUAAGAAGGAGCAUCGCAAGGUCAUGGCAGAGAGAGACGGUUGGUAUAACAGAACCUCCAUGGAGCAUGAAGAUGUCUAUAUGAGAGCAGUCAAGCUUUAUGAGGAGAAUAAAAAGAACCAUGGCGAAGUCAAAAUCAUGAAAAGUCAAAUCAAACUAUACAGAGAUAAGUUUAAAAAGGCCAAUGAGCAAUUGGAGGGCUAUAAAAAGAAGCACAAUCAUAUUAACACACAGCUAGAUCAAGUUUAUAGAGAAAAUGAAGCUUUGAAAGAAGAAGUUGCUUCAAAGAAUGACCAGAUUAUUGAACUUUCAGAGAAAAGACUUGAGCUUUAUUUAGAGAAAGAGGGUAUUAAAGAUGAACUCCAAACUGCAAAGGGUCGAGAAAUACUCAAGAAAUUAUCUUUAAAGAGGGAACAAAAAUCAACAACCAGCAGGAAGAAUAGUCUUGAAUCAAACACAGACAACUUUGAAGGAAACAGUAUUUUAAGCGAUCAGUUAACACCAAGAAACGAGAUGCUUGAGUCAUGAAAUAAAAAGUGCCAAACUGAUUUUACUAUUUCCAGAUCUAAAGCUGUUCAGACGUUUACUGGACAAGAGAAGUCACAAUUCUUCAGACAGAAAGAGUCACCUUCAAGGAAGAUUACUAAAAAUUUGAAGUAUCAGAAGGCAUUGUCUUCUCAAUUUAUUAAAGAAGAAAUAUCAAGAGUUAGCGAUCAGAUUACUGAAGAGAAAUUAUCCAAAGAAGAAAGAGAGUUUUUAUGGACAUCUGGGAAACAAAGAGGUAAUCCUAUCACCAAUGUGAUACUUCAAGAGAACAAUUUUAUAAAUGACCAUUCUUCUACCACAAGUAUUCUCCCAGCGCUGAAGAAGACAGCGAAUGGAGGGAAGACUUCAAGAAAUGCGAUGUUCAUGUCUCCGAGAUCUCCUGAGCAGAAAAGCUUGGAUACUUUAAAAACUAGCAAGACCCACAAGAAAUUUGCAAGGCAUGUGCUGACUUCUGCAGAGCAUACCUCUUUAAAGAAUGACCAGAGUAGGCUGAAGUCUAUUUAUGGCAAGAAGAGACUCCUCUCAAAGAAAGCAAGGAAGGAGCUGAUCAAGGGUGAAGAGAUGGUGGAGAGUUAUAAAGGAAUCAAGAAUAUGAUCAAAGGAGCAACUAGUAGAGAAUAA